UGGAGGGAGGCUUCAAUUUCACAUACAAAACAGGACCCUUCUCACCCAACCAAACGGGAAUGAAAGUGCGCUUGAGUGUGAACAACAUUAUCAAGCGGUUGGUGGUUCAUGACGUCAUCGGGGUGAUCCGAGGAAGCGUUGAACCAGAUCAGUUCAGCGUGACGGGCAACCACCACGACGCGUGGGGUUUCGGAGCCAGCGACCCGUCAUCGGGAACCGCUGCACUCCUGGAGGCGAGUCGAACCCUGGGUGACAUGGUGAGACGCGGAUGGAGGCCCAGGCGUUCGAUCGUCGUCGCUUUCUGGGCCCAGGAAGAAUUCGGCAUGGGCGGCUCCAGGGAAUGGGUGGAGGAAAAUAUUGAUCUUAUAACUCACGGUGCGGUUGGUUACGUCAACCUUGACAUUUGUGCUCAAGGUUCGCUGUUUGGAGCCGCGGCAUCUCCUUCGUUGCGCAACAUAAUCUACAAGGCAAACGAAGUGUUUCCUGUCGCCGGGAACAGUUGUGGACAUGCUACGAACGACUGCCAGAGGGUUGACAUUUCAAGCUACAUCGGAUUGUCCGGCGCUGGAAGUGACAAUAUCGCGUUCAACCUUUUCGCUGGAGUACCUUCUGUGGACUUCUAUUUCACGCCAGACCCAGUAAGUAAUUUCACGUUUAUAUAUUUCUUUUAA
Molecule: messenger RNA, 671 nt
Organism: Ixodes scapularis (black-legged tick)
Lineage: Eukaryota; Metazoa; Arthropoda; Arachnida; Ixodida; Ixodidae
Product: probable glutamate carboxypeptidase LAMP1
Exons: 7
Coding region: 60-671 (203 amino acids)
Molecular function (GO): carboxypeptidase activity
Source: RefSeq, a predicted model, not a curated record